AUGAGAUGUUAUGGGACAUUUGUGAUAAUUGUGAUUUUUUGUUUGUUUGUUGCAAAUUUUUUUUUUGUUGUUUUGUUUUCCCCCAAAAGUUUUGUAAUUUUUGUCCCAUUUGUAUUCAAGGCGGUGUCAUUCUGUUAUUCGAUUCGAGGAAUUAUUCAAUUCGGACCCAACCUAACUAUUCUAUUCAGCAGCAAAUUAUUCAAGUUAGUCCCUAACUUUUUUAAAGGAGGGAGAUGUUAGGUAUGUGUG
Messenger RNA from Meloidogyne enterolobii, 249 nucleotides. NCBI's taxonomy places the organism in Eukaryota, Metazoa, Nematoda, Chromadorea, Rhabditida, Meloidogynidae. The record is from the annotation of a GenBank genome assembly.